Pyrenophora tritici-repentis Pt-1C-BFP is the source of this 1104-nucleotide messenger RNA. The record is from RefSeq and is a predicted model, not a curated record. Lineage: Eukaryota; Fungi; Ascomycota; Dothideomycetes; Pleosporales; Pleosporaceae.
AUGGAGAGUGCGCACACUCUCCGCUAUGAUAUGGCGAAGACAGCGGCAAUAUGUACAAGUGUGCAAGAGGCGACAACACGCAAGCUGUCGGGGCUGGCAGAUGAACAGAUUCGCGCGGCGAAAGCGGGAUAUGCGGAUUGCGGGACUACCAUCGCUGGACUUCGCGAUCGCAUCAGACAACUCCACGAUGAUGUUGAAGAGUGGGAAACCAAGCACACGGAAUGUUCGGAGCAAGAGAAAACACUGGAUCAAGUUCAGAAGCGGCUCGAAGGACUCCAACAGGAGAGCAAUGCUCAGAAGGGAACACUCCAGAGGGAAAUUGAUGCCCACAGGAGAACCCGAGAAGAACUAGAUGAGCGCAACACCCAGACGGAGAAGUUGCAGAAGCUUAUCGAUGCCCACAUGGGAACUAUACAACGACUCCAGGAGGAGGCUGUCGCCUACAAGAGCGAUAUACAGCGCCUCAAAGCGCCGGCUCAGCAAGACGCCGCCUCUAUGACACAAUCUCAGAGACCGGUUGAACCCGAAAACUCGCCGCUGGAAGAACUUCGAAAGGUCGAAAAAGAUAUUUCGCAUCUAUGCACUCAUAUCAAACUGAUCGUCGACGAUCUCUCACGCACCGAUCCUGAUUUAAAUGCAAAGUACGAACGCAUGUUGAAAUUGAUAGCGACCAGGACGCAUCAUGAUAUCCGAAGAUCCAUCGGCGAUCCGAAUCAAAACGCAUCGCUGACAGACCUCGUUCGAGAGGCGCUGAUCAGCCAUGAUGUCCUCUACAUUACCUGUGGAGGAAUAGAGCAGGCGCUUCGGCGAAUGGCUGUCAACGUUGAAGAAUGGACGAAAGCUGUGGAUGAGAUCGCGGAAGACGGCAGGGAAUGGGAGCAGGACUGCCUGGCAGUUAUGGAGAAUGCAAAGGGUGAAAAUGCGACUGCGGUUGCGCGCCAUUCCGACUUGAUCAAGAAGCUUGACGCGAAAGACAAAGUCAUUGUCCGGCUCCGGGCUAUCAGACUUUCCAAAAAGCAAGUUGACUUGGAUUACUUGCUUGACUUGCUUGGUUUAAACCAAGCAAGCAAGUCAAUUGCCUCGGUUGAGUCCCAAACAGGCUAA